GGUAAGACGGUAUAUCAGCACAUCAGCACGGCGGGGCCUCAAUCUCGAUUUAGCCCGGUGGUUUUCGUAGGCUGAUCGCGAGUACUGCAAACCUGGCCCGAUUUUGGGUUCCUGCAUCCUUGUCUUGACCUGCCGAGUCAUGCACAAUCAGCCGUGUCCCAGGAUCAGGAGCCCCUCCAAAGGACUGACGAGCACUAAAUCCGCGCUUGCUGAGUGCAUUCAGAGCAAGAUAUCUGGGCAUGAUGAAAUGGUGCCUAGAGACUACACUAGCGUGGCGGGGGUGUGCUGCAUCCGGCCAACGUCACCAUCCUCGGAUCCUGGCGACGGCAGCCAGCACGGACUCGCUCGUCGCUCAGGUCUCUCAGCGAGGCUGCGACGGCUGCCGCACGGUCCAGAACCGCAGAUUUGGGAGGAAGUCUGGUACGCCGCCUCGCGUGGACUGCUGGGGCUGAAGGUCUCUCGCUACACAACCUGUGCUGCACAAAGGCGAAAAGGCUCCCGCGGCCUCGCGACCUGCGCUUCGCCAGCCUACGUGCCGCAUCUUCAGCUGGCCUUUGUCGAGGCCCUCAUGACUGUCGCUUUCAGCUGUAGAUCCAGGCUCGAGAAAUCCAUGUCGGCCCCGCGCAGCCGAGAACCCCCAGAAAGCCUCGCUCUGCACAAGUCAAGUACUGACCAACGAGAAUCCUCUCGACCGCUUUGUACUUCUAGAACCAUCGUCUCGGAUUGGCCGAGCUGAACAUAUCGCAGAAAGCCACAUUUCUUGCCCCUUCAGCCUGAGCAGCCACGAGAGUCGGAGUUGGCGAUCGCGCAGCAUCGUGAUCCAAAAGCAUCAGUACCUAGCAUAGUAGACUGGAAUUUGGUCCCGUGGAUCUGCGGCUUGGCGCUGGUGACUUCAUGCAACUGCCAAUCUGUUGUUCCUUGCGGAGUUUUCGGAGAAUGAGAAUCCAGGUGACCUGGGCGACUCAUUGCGGACAACUCGUUGGUUUCUGUGAGACAAUCAUGGAAAUGGCAGCACGACAUAUUGCGCGAACCGUAUCGCAACUGUUUUCUUGACAG
Molecule: messenger RNA, 1056 nt
Organism: Didymella exigua CBS 183.55
Lineage: Eukaryota; Fungi; Ascomycota; Dothideomycetes; Pleosporales; Didymellaceae
Exons: 1
Coding region: 140-736 (198 amino acids)
Source: RefSeq, a predicted model, not a curated record